Molecule: messenger RNA, 936 nt
Organism: Pteropus alecto (black flying fox)
Lineage: Eukaryota; Metazoa; Chordata; Mammalia; Chiroptera; Pteropodidae
Product: olfactory receptor 8G1
Exons: 1
Coding region: 1-936 (311 amino acids)
Biological process (GO): G protein-coupled receptor signaling pathway; sensory perception of smell
Cellular component (GO): membrane
Molecular function (GO): odorant binding; olfactory receptor activity; G protein-coupled receptor activity
Source: RefSeq, a predicted model, not a curated record
AUGGACCCUGGAAAUCAUUCCACAGUGACUGAAUUCACCCUCGCUGGACUGACAGAACAGCCAGAACUCCAGCUGCCCCUUUUCUUCCUCUUCCUAGGAAUCUAUGUGGUCACAGUGGUGGGGAACCUUGGCAUGAUCACACUGAUAGGGCUCAGUUCUCACCUACACACCCUUAUGUACUAUUUCCUCAGCAGCUUGUCCUUCAUUGAUCUGUGCCAUUCCACUGUCAUUACCCCCAGAAUGAUGGUAAACUUUGUGGCAGAGAAGAACACCAUCUCCUACCCUGAAUGCAUGACUCAGCUCUAUUUCUUCCUUCUUUUUGCUAUCUCGGAGUGUUACAUGUUGGCUGCAAUGGCAUAUGACCGCUAUGUUGCCAUCUGUAGCCCCUUGCUUUAUAAUGUCAUCAUGUCCCAUCGGGCCUGUUUCUCUCUGGUUUGGGGGGUGUAUAUGAUAGGCCUGGUUUGUGCAUUUGCUCAUACAGGCUGCCUAAUUAGACUUCAUUUUUGCAAAUUUGAUGUGAUCAACCAUUAUUUCUGCGAUCUUCUUUCCUUACUAAAACUCUCCUGUUCCAGUACCUAUGCCAACGAAUUACUAAUUCUAAUCUUUAGUGCAAUUAACAUCCUUGCCCCAACCCUAAUCAUCCUUAGCUCCUACAUCUUCAUCAUUGCCCACAUUCUCCACAUCCGUUCCACUGAAGGCAAGUCCAAAGCCUUUAGCACUCGCAGCUCCCACAUCUUGGCUGUUGCUGUCUUCUUUGGAUCUGCAGCAUUCAUGUACCUGCAGCCAUCAUCUGUGAGCUCCAUGGACCAAGGGAAAGUAUCUUCUGUGUUUUAUACUAUUGUUGUGCCCAUGUUAAAUCCCCUGAUCUACAGCCUAAGGAAUAAAGAUGUCAGUGUUGCCCUGAAGAAAAUGUUAGACAGAAAAAUAUUCUUGUGA